CUCGCCUGCUUGGCUCCUGUUUCAGAGAAGUCCUGCGUUACGCCCUUGGCGGUGUAGUUGCUAGGAAACCGCGACGCCGCGGUCCCUGCCUCUGGGUCUCGCUUGACUAUGGCCAAAUUCGUGAUCGCCGGUAGAGCAAAUUGUCCAUAUUAUGCUAAAGCAGAACUUCUGGCAGACUAUUUACAAAAGAAUCUUCCUGAUUUUCGGAUACAUAAAAUUACACAACGUCCCGAGGUUUGGGAGGAGUGGCUGAAUGAUGUCUGUGAAAAAAAUAAGUGGAGUCAGAAAAAUUCCCCCAUCAUCUGGAGAGAGCUGUUGGAUCGUGGAGGGAAGUGUUUGCUUUUGGGAGGAUAUAAUGAGUUCCUGGAGCAUGCUCAGCUUUACUAUAAUGUCACCUCCAGCAUGACGACUCAGCAGAUGAUGGUCAUUGCUCAAGAGAACCUGGGGGCACAUAUAGAAAACGAGCUGCAGGAAGAAGCCCUGAAAGGUUUCAUCCACCCCUUGCAGGUCUGGAUCACCAGUGCAGCUACUCCUGCCUGCUACAACCUAAUUCCCAUAUUGACAAGCGGUGAAGUGUUUGGGAUGCAUACAGAAAUCAGCAUCACUCUGUUUGACAGCAAGCAGGUGGAAGAACACCUCAAAAACCUUGUGAUGGAAACCCAGGACCUGGCGUCGCCCGUCCUCCGCAGCGUCUCCAUCUGCACGAACGUGGAAGAGGCCUUCCGUCAGGCCCACGUUGUCGUCAUUCUCGAUGACACCACCGAGCAGGAGGUGCACACGCUGGAAGACUGCCUUCGUCGCAGGGUGCCUCUGUGCAGGCUCUAUGGAGGCCUGAUCGAGAAAAAUGCUCAUGCCUCUGUCAGAGUGAUUGUGGGAGGAAAAACCUUUGUGAAUCUGAAAACCAUUCUGCUUAUGACAUAUGCCCCAAACGUCGCACACAAUAUUAUCGCUGUGGCGCUGGGGGUGGAAGGUGAAGCAAAAGCUGCACUGGCCAGAAAAUUGAAGACAUCCCCCUCAUGCAUCAAAGAUGUGAUAAUUUGGGGAAAUAUCACUGGAAAUAACUACAUUGAUCUGAGAAAAGCAAGGAUUUACAGAUAUGAUAGUGCCAUUUGGGGACCUCUUCACUAUUCACGCCCUGUCUUAAACUUGAUUUUUGAUAGUGAGUGGUUAAAAAGAGAAUUUGUGGAAACUCUUAAAAAGUUGACCGGCACUGGAAGACAAUUUGGAGGCAUUCUGGCUGCACACAGUAUAGCCACUACAUUGAAAUACUGGUACCAUGGCUCACCACCUGGGGAGAUUGUGUCUUUAGGAGUACUCAGUGAAGGCCAGUUUGGUAUUCCUGAAGGGAUUGUCUUUUCUAUGCCUGUGAAAUUUGAGAAUGGAACUUGGGUGGUUCGUACAGACCUCGAAGAUAUUGAAAUAAGUGAAAAAAUAAUGACCAGAAUGACAAGUGAUUUAAUUCAGGAGAAACUUGUUGCACUUGGAGACAUGAUAAAUUUUCAUCCAUACCAAUCAGAAACCGAAGUAGCCAAAAGAGAUGAAAGGAUCUCCUUACCCACUGCAGAAUACACCCAGGAAGAACAAAGGAUCCCAGAUGAACGUAAAGACAGCAUGUAUUCUGAUCUAAUCCCAGAAGAAGAAAAAGAUCUAAUUAUGUCUGAUGUGGAUUCUUUAGAUCUGAUUCCUCAAGCCGUCUCUGAAAAGCUGCAGAGUCUAGAUGCCACAAAUGACCCUGAAGGCAAAACUAUGGAACCCUAACAGAUCAAAUUAGACCAGAUAUAAAAUUAUUUGGUAGGGUAACAAAUACAGAAAGACCCAGGAAUGUCUGCAUUUAGGGAAGAAUGAUUUAAUGAUUUACUUCAGUCUUAGAUAACAGUGUCCUAAGCAAUUAAAUAACAGUGACAGCGCACAAAAGUCAGAGUUCAAUCGUUUUGUCUAUUAUUACAUUUUCUCGGAAAUAGUUUGGUGUCAAUUGCUAUUUGUUAAACUACAUUAAAAUAGAAGUGUCAGUCAUAGUAUCUUUUCCCCUACAUCCUUCUGAGAGAACCUGCUUCUUUCCAUCGGCCGUACCUGGGACACAGGGCUAUGUGGCCAUGGUUGUUUAGAUGUCCUUACCUCCUUGGCCUCAACCAGUCGGCUGAAAUCGAUACACCUUGUUCAAGGAGAAGCAAUCAUAUUUUCUCUCUCUCAAAAACUUGAACUGAGACAAGUGGAUGAGUAAGUUGGUGUCAGAGUCAGGUUAGUGGUGAACUAAAGACCGUGAAGUUCUGCGUGGGAGGUUUGCAGAGGUUCUGCCUGCGAGGUCAGAUUCGCCAGCGUUUCAGGAGCAGGCUGUGUACUGUUUUUCCUUGGAUUUGCUCGGUGUAAGUGUCUUCACAGUAAAUCACACAUGUUCUUUAGCUUAGAGUGAAUAGGUUUCUGUUUCUUGACACCAGAUAUGGCCUGAAUAAACUGAAUUUUGAAAGAAAAGCCUAAUAUUUUUACCAUAUAAUUGCAUAGUUUAAGUAAAAAUUACACAGUCUCUUAUUAAAGCAGUAAUGGUAAAACUAAUAUGCUCAUAUAUUUUCCAGUAAAGGCACUCUUUACAGAUGCCAGUUAGGAACUUUUAAAAGUCCAGAAGCCAUGUUAAAAACUGCUGAUAUCUGUGCUUUCUCUGUAUUUUUACAUAGCUCUUAAAGUACAAGUUACUUUCUGAAAAUUCAGGGAAAUUUGAGAUGCUUCUACAUUGCUUCUACACCAUCAUAAUAAAAUGGAUAAUUUCAAAACCA
Galeopterus variegatus (Sunda flying lemur) is the source of this 2768-nucleotide messenger RNA. RefSeq names its product malate dehydrogenase 1B, NAD (soluble) (gene MDH1B). Gene Ontology annotation, biological process: tricarboxylic acid cycle; malate metabolic process; oxaloacetate metabolic process. Bases 109 to 1758 code for a protein of 549 amino acids. The record is from RefSeq and is a predicted model, not a curated record. Gene Ontology annotation, molecular function: L-malate dehydrogenase (NAD+) activity. The transcript is spliced from 13 exons. NCBI's taxonomy places the organism in Eukaryota, Metazoa, Chordata, Mammalia, Dermoptera, Cynocephalidae.